Molecule: messenger RNA, 1938 nt
Organism: Mollisia scopiformis
Lineage: Eukaryota; Fungi; Ascomycota; Leotiomycetes; Helotiales; Mollisiaceae
Product: WD repeat-containing protein-like protein
Exons: 2
Coding region: 1-1938 (645 amino acids)
Biological process (GO): maturation of SSU-rRNA from tricistronic rRNA transcript (SSU-rRNA, 5.8S rRNA, LSU-rRNA)
Cellular component (GO): small-subunit processome; nucleus; nucleolus
Molecular function (GO): protein binding
Source: RefSeq, a predicted model, not a curated record
AUGAAGGUCUCCAAUCCCAGUGAAGUACCGGUCUACACCAUCUCUGGUGCAUCGACUGCGAGGCCAUUACCAGAUUGGCUUGCUCGACAAAGGAAGCGCAGCUUGAAAAACGACCCCGAAUAUGCGAACCGGGUCGAGCUUUUACAAGACUUUGAGUUUGAGGAAGCAAGUUCUUGCAUACGAGUGAGUGAGGAUGGCGAAUGGGUUAUGAGCACUGGGACAUACAAACCUCAGAUUCAUACGCAUUACCUUCCGCACCUUUCCCUCUCAUUUGCGCGCCAUACCACCGCUUUGAACCACUCGUUCGUCCUGUUAUCUUCAGAUUACACCAAGUCCUUACACCUCCAAACGGAUCGCCGACUCGAGUUUCACACUGCCGGUGGCUGUCAUUACCAGACUCGGAUUCCUAGAUAUGGUCGAGAUCUGCAAUACGACAGGCAUUCUGCCGAAGCUCUGAUUCCUGCUGUGGGUGUCAAUGGCGACGGAAGUGGGGAGGUCUACCGACUAAAUUUGGAAAUCGGAAGAUUUAUGAAACCAUAUCAAAUUGAUGUAGGCGGUGAUGAUUUGACGACGGCUGGAGCCGGAUCUUUACAAGGUGGCAUCAAAACUGGAAGUGUGAACGUUGCAGCGGUUGCUGAGGAUAGCCAUAAUCUCUUGGCUUUUGGCACUUCGAUAGGGACAGUGGAAUUCUGGGACCCCAGAUCCAAGGCAAGGAUUGGAAUUUUGGCCGGCCAAGAAGGAGAGAUCACUGCGCUGGACUUUGAUAGGUCUGGUUUGUCUCUUGCUACAGGUUCUUCCGAAGGGCUGGUACAAAUAUUCGAUCUCAGACGACCAGUACCGAUCUUAACGAAGGAUCAAGGAUACGGCUUUCCGAUAAAAAUCUUGUUGCAUAUGACUACAUCAUCUCAGGCGAAGAAAAUUCUGUCCGCAGACAAACGUAUCAUCAAGUUGUGGGAUGAGGCAAAUGGCAAACCAUGGACCUCUGUUGAGCCAGCUGUUGAUCUAAAUCAUGUAGCAUGGUGCAGGAAUAGCGGAAUGCUCUUAACAGCAAAUGAAGGAAAGCAACAGCAUGCGUUCUUUAUUCCCCAACUUGGCCCAGCGCCGAAAUGGUGCUCAUUCUUGGACAAUAUGGUCGAAGAAAUGGCAGAGGAGGCUCCUGCAGAGACUUAUGACAAUUACAAGUUCUCAACUCUACCAGAAUUGAAAGCUCUCAAUCUUGGUCAUCUUGUCGGAACCACCAAUCUACUGCGGCCUUAUAUGCAUGGUUACUUUGUUGCCUCGAGAUUGUAUGACGAGGCAAGGCUCAUUGCGAAUCCUUAUAUUUGGGACGAAGAAAGAACCAAGAGAGUCAAAGAGAAAGUUGAGAAGGAGAGAGCUAGCAGGAUUCGGGGAGGCAAGAAAGUCAAGGUUAACCAGAACUUGGUCGACAAAAUGCUCAAGAGACAAGAGCGAAGACAAAAGGUUGACGAGGAUAUGGGUGUUCUUGGAGAUUCUCGAUUUAGUAAGCUAUUCGAGGAUGAAGCAUUCACCGUGGACGAGCGAAGUCGGGAAUUCCAGGCUCUUAAUCCUAGCACUAAAGUGGGCGAAGCCUCGAAUGGCCAUCGAGCCGACAGCGAUGAAAGUGACGGAAGCGGUAGUGAAGAUGAUGGCGAGAUAAUGGCCAAGCCGAAGACAAAACCUCAGCCAGAGAUGCGUAUAUCAUCCUCCUCGUACAAGAAAUCGGGGCAUCAACGACAAGACAAGCCUCUCGGAUCGCGAGUUCAAGGAGCUGGACGCAUAUCUAAAAACAAGGGCGAGGUUGUUGGUGAACGCUCAGUCACUUUCGCACCAAGUGCGAAGAAGAAAGGGAAAGAGCCCGAAAAAUCGGAACCUGCACGAAAGACAAGGCGCGACGAAGGCAGACGAAGUGCAAGUGGAAACGUCUUCAGGAGACUAUGA